Molecule: messenger RNA, 444 nt
Organism: Meloidogyne enterolobii
Lineage: Eukaryota; Metazoa; Nematoda; Chromadorea; Rhabditida; Meloidogynidae
Source: the annotation of a GenBank genome assembly
AUGUCUGGACUUUAUUUAUUUAAUUAUUCCACUACCUCUUCAACAAAAACGCAAUUAAUUAAUUUAAAGAAAAGACCCUCACUUAUUGAUAAAUUACCUAUUUUUACAAGAGAAGAUGUUCGAGCUAAUGUUAAUAGAAAUUGGAUUAUUGUUGGCUCUUUAGUCUUUGAUUUGACUGAUUUUUUAAAAAUACAUCCUGGGGGUGAUGAGAUACUUCUUGAAUUUAUUGGAAUGGAUGCUACAUCCGUUUUUGAAGAUGUACACCCGAAUAAUGUCAGGGCAUCUAUUGUAUUGUUAAAAUAUGUUAUUGGAAGAUUAAAAGAAGAAAAAGAAAGUAGGGAAAUUAAGGAAGAUUCUGAAAAUAUUAAAAAUGAAAGGAUAAAUAGUAAUACUAAUCAAAAUUUUAUUUACAGUAGAUCUGCUGAUGUUAAGUUUUUAAAUUAA